Molecule: messenger RNA, 3945 nt
Organism: Durio zibethinus
Lineage: Eukaryota; Viridiplantae; Streptophyta; Magnoliopsida; Malvales; Malvaceae
Product: RAD3-like DNA-binding helicase protein
Biological process (GO): nucleobase-containing compound metabolic process; establishment of sister chromatid cohesion
Cellular component (GO): nucleus
Molecular function (GO): DNA helicase activity; ATP binding; hydrolase activity, acting on acid anhydrides, in phosphorus-containing anhydrides
Source: RefSeq, a predicted model, not a curated record
AUAUCAGUCAGAGCCCAUUUAUUUUUUGGGUUGGACAAAAUGGGCUUAGGUUAGGUUGUCAAAAAAUAAAAUAAAUUUAAAAAACCACCCUCUUUUGACCCAAAAAAAUUAGAAAAAAACCUUGUUCUCUGGAUUUUCGCGGGAAAAUCAUCGGCAGAGCAAGACAGUAAUAACUUGAAUAGGAAAAGAAAAGAAAAAAAAAAAAGAAGCAAUCGAGAAAGAAAGAGUGGAAUGGAAAAUGGAGAGCCAAAGUUUUUAGCAUUUCCGUAUGAGGCAUAUUCAAUUCAGAUCGAUUUCAUGAAUGCGCUUUAUCACUCUUUGGAUAAAGGCGGCGUCUCCAUGCUCGAAAGUCCCACCGGGACUGGCAAAACGCUGAGCAUUAUCUGCAGUGCUUUGCAAUGGGUGCUUGAUCAGAGACAAAAAGAGAAGUCUGAAAAAAGGGUUGAAUCUGAUGAAAAGCAGGAAAAUAAUGGUCAGAUUGGUUCAGAUGAUGAACCUGAUUGGAUCAAAAACUUUGUUGUGAACAAAGACAACCAAAUGUAUGAGAAGAAGAGCAAGAAAAAGAAAUAUGGUUUUGGACAAAAAAAAGGGGAAAAACGAAAGAAUAAAGAUGGUCAAAGGGAUUUAUUCUCCCGUGAUCUAGUUGAGGAAUGCUUCCACGAAAACAAAGACUGCAAAAAAUCAAUAAAGAAAAAUGAUGUUGAGGACUUGGGUGAUGAGGAGUUUCUGCUUGAAGAAUAUGAAAGUGAAGAGGAAGGUGGUGUUGGAAGUUUGAGUUCAAAGAGGAAAGGCUGUAAGCUUUCUGUUAAUUCAUCGAGUGAUGAGGAGGAAGGUGAGUCUGAGGAGGAGGUGGAGGAAGUGAAGUUGAAGGUUUAUUUUUGUAGUCGGACACAUUCACAGCUUUCACAGUUCAUAAGGGAGCUAAGAAAGACUGUCUUUGCCAGUGAGAUGAAUGUUGUCUCUUUGGGAUCAAGGAUGAACUUUUGCAUCAAUGAAGAGGUUGUGAGACUAGGAAACUCUACUAAGAUUAAUGAGCGUUGCUUGGAGCUUCAAAAGAAUAAGAAAAAGGAAAUUUCUAAAAUCAAGAACUUAGGUGCAGAGGGAAGAAUAUGGCGAACCAAGGCUUCUUCUGGAUGCCCAAUGCUCAGAAAACAUAAACUACAAAAGCAGUUCAGGAGUGAAAUUUCUCAACAAGGUGCCUUGGACAUUGAAGAUCUUGUUCAACUUGGAAGAAAUAUAGGAACAUGUCCAUAUUAUGGCUCCCGAAGUAUGAUCACCACGGCUGAUCUUGUGGUUCUUCCAUAUCAAUCACUUCUUUCAAAAUCAUCACGUGAAGCACUGGUACUGAAUCUGAAGGAUAAUGUUGUUAUAAUAGAUGAGGCUCACAAUCUGGCUGACUCCCUCAUUAGCAUGUAUGAUGCAAAAAUUACUCUGACACAGUUGGAGAAUGUACAUAGCCACAUGGAGAAGUACUUUGGAAGAUUCUGCAUUCUCUUGGGACCUGGAAAUCGAAGAUAUAUUCAAACUCUUUUGGUCCUUACCCAAGCUUUCCUCCGAGUUCUGCUUGAUGAUAAGGAUGUGAAUUGUUUAAACGCUUGCCCAGAUGCUGAAAAAGGUGUUGGAGAAAAGCGUGCCUUCGACUCUUCAGUGGCCAUAAAUGAUUUUUUAUUCUCCCUCAAUAUCGACAACAUUAAUUUGAUCAAACUGCUUCAGUAUAUAAAGGAAAGCAACAUCAUGCAUAAGGUUAGUGGGUACGGAAAUAAAAUGACUACCUUGCAGAAAGGUUCAGCAAUCAAGGAAAAUGGGGAAAGUUGUGACGAUGGUAGCACUUUAUCUGGCUUUCAGGCAUUAGCAGAUAUGUUAUUGUCACUGACAAAUAAUGAUGGUGAUGGAAGGAUAAUAAUCUCAAGGAAGAGACCAACAUGUUCAGGACAAGGAGCUUACCUGAAAUAUGUUAUGCUCACUGGGGAAAAGAUUUUCUCUGAGAUUGUGCAUGAGGCACAUGCAGUUGUGCUGGCAGGAGGAACUCUGCAACCAAUAGAGGAAACAAGAGAGCGACUUUUUCCAUGGUUACCAUCAGAUCAGCUCCAUUUCUUUUCAUGUAGCCACAUUGUCCCUCCAGAGAGUAUAUUGCCAAUUGCAGUAUCUCGUGGACCUUCUGGCAGAUCUUUUGAUUUUAGCUAUGGUUUGAGAAGUUCAUCGACCAUGAUAGAGGAACUAGGGCUCUUACUUUGCAAUUUGGCAACAGUUGUUCCAGAAGGAAUUGUUGUGUUCUUUUCUUCAUUUGAAUAUGAAGGACAGGUCUAUGAUGCAUGGAAAACCUCCGGAAUCCUUGAAAGGAUUAUAAAGAAAAAGCACGUCUUCAGAGAACCUAGAAAAAACACAGAGAUAGAGGUCAUUCUCAAGGAAUACAAGGAAGCAAUUGAUAGUCCUGCUCCUAAAAGUGGUGCAAUACUCCUAGCUGUUGUUGGUGGCAAGAUAUCAGAAGGCAUCAACUUCAGUGAUGGGAUGGGUCGAUGCGUAGUCAUGGUUGGACUUCCCUACCCUAGCCCAUCUGACAUUGAAUUGUUGGAAAGAGUGAAGCAUAUUGAAGGUUUGGGUGAUUCAAGUUCUACAAAAUCCCUAAAACUUUCAUUUAAUGAAGAAUAUUAUGGAGGAGACAUUCAGGCUGGUUUCAGCGUACUAAGGAGUUGCAGGCGCAGGGGGAAAGAAUAUUAUGAAAAUCUCUGCAUGAAAGCUGUAAAUCAAUCAAUUGGUAGAGCAAUUCGGCACAUAAAUGAUUAUGCUGCAAUUUUAUUGGUUGACAUCCGUUAUGCAUCAGAUUCUUCAAAAAGAAGUUUUUCUCACCCAAGCAGCAAGCUCCCACAAUGGAUAAAAGAUCGUCUUGUUUCUGCAACUAAUAAUUAUGGUGAAAUUCACAAGCUGUUGCAUCAAUUCUUCAGAUUCAACAAGAACAGAGGUUGUAACUGUGUCUGUAGUUGCAGAUAGAGACACCAAGAGAUUAACAAGCCUCACCAUUCAAUACUACUGGCAAAGAUUCUGAUGGAAUCAAUUCAAAAGACCAAGAACUUGUUUCAUAAAACAGUUGAGAACCUUAAAUCUUUCCUCUUUGUAGGAUACCAAAAGCUAUCCAAACCACCCCUCCCAGACCCCUUCUCUUGCACUGGUUGCAGCAGAAAAAAGCACCAAAAAGAUCAAUUCUAUACCGACUUCUGUAACGACUUGGAAGUUGGUCUAGAGGAGGCAAAGAUGAGAAAGAAGGAUGCUAUGACAUUGAAAGAGCAAAUGAGGGAAGAAGAUGAAUGUAGUGGAAGCUUCAUGAAUUUUGCAGAUAAGAGUCCAGUAAAGAACAAAAAGCGAAAUGGAGGAAAAGAGGAGAAAAAGAAAGUGGGAAGUUCACGAGUGAGUAAGGGAGAGGAACAAUAUUAUUACAAGAGAAAUGGAGGAAGUUAUGCAUUAGCACAAAAGAUGAAGGAAUUGGAGAUGAUGGAUGUUGGUGAUAUGGAACAUGUAUUGGAUGUAGAAGAGGCACUCCAUUAUUAUUCUCGGCUUAAAAGUCCGGUUUACCUUUCUAUUGUCGACAAGUUCUUCUUGGACAUGUACUCAGAAUUCUCUGUUCCACAGGCCUCUGCCAGCAUCAACAGUUCAAAACGAAGAUUCGGAUCAAUUAGGUUGUAGACGAUGUCUCCCAGACUUUUUCUUGUUCAUAUGUAUCUGUUUUCUUAUCCUAAAUUCUUUUCCAUGUUGUGUGUUUGUCUGCAUUCUUCUGCUACUUUAGCUUUUAUUUCUGUUUCUCUUUGGUUGUUAUAAUUUGCUUGAGCGUCUAUUGCUACCAAUAAAGCAUACGAAGUUUCAUAUCAAGAUUUGAGUAUUAUAUAUUUGCAUGUAAUUGGUGUAUUACCAAGUCUUUCUGUGAAUAAACUGGCUUCAAUGAAGCCCAGAGAU